Molecule: messenger RNA, 1268 nt
Organism: Anopheles stephensi (Asian malaria mosquito)
Lineage: Eukaryota; Metazoa; Arthropoda; Insecta; Diptera; Culicidae
Exons: 1
Biological process (GO): centriole replication; regulation of cilium assembly; mitotic cytokinetic process
Cellular component (GO): centriole; centrosome
Source: RefSeq, a predicted model, not a curated record
AACAGCGACGGCUUGUGUUUGUUUGUUUUUUCUUCUAGUUUUUCUACACCACCAUGAUUCUAUUUUAAUCUUUUUACAUGUUCUAAUCGGUUGGUCAACUAUUCAAGUGCCUGUUUAACAUUUUCUCCAAAGGUUAACCUUUCCUCCACAAGCAUGUAAUGAGUGAUUCCGAUGAAACAGACGUGCUGCUGCUUAUACCGCCCGACUUCUUUAACUGUGAAUCGCCCGCUGUACUUACGCCUCGCACGCCAGCCAACUGUUCCUUCGACUUUGCGGAUUGUUUGUCCUAUGCAUCAUUUGCUCAACGCAGCAACGUAAAAUCGAUGGCAGGGAUAGGAAAUUAUUCCGUGGUCGGUUGUACGGCCGCCGAACGAACCGAGCACUAUGUCGCUUCCACGCCAUUCAAGCACCACGCACACAAGGAACCACUAAAGGAACAGUACUUGCUGCACGAAAUAGACCGAUUUCUGCAGGAGGACGAUCCGCAAAGGGCGCAGCAACGCCAGCAGACUCGCGCAAACCAACACAACCGUCCAGGACAAAGCCCGGAUGGUUCUUUGAUCGAUGUGGAUAGUCUCUCGGUGCAAGACUAUCCAUCGUUGACGAGAAACGAUUUCAAUGGUCUUUCAAAACCUGUUCCAUCCUGCGGUCCCGUGCCCCAAAAACCACCGCGCAACGUACACGGCGGAAUGAUCACGAAACCGGCCAGCAAAAACGGUCACCUUCUCAAUCUAAGCGAUAUCUGGCAAACGAACGGUACCGCCGGGCAGCCGGAAUACUCGAAGGUGCUGCAAGAGGAACGCCUCCGGAGACAGCACUGCGAGCGUAACAUUCAAUCACUGCACGUAAAGCUGCUCGAGUACGAGGAGAAAAUCUCUGUAGCUCUGUCGGUGGACAAAGAGAAGGUGUCCAUCAUCGCCAACUUGGAACAGGAAACGGCCCGUCUUACGGGUAAGCUUCGGGACAUGGAACACAAGCACAUUGAAAUGCACGAAAAGCUUAUGGCAGAAAACGUGGAGAUUAAGAACAAAAACCUCUUCCUCGAGAAGGAGCUGGCCGAAACGCUGAACCUAGUGCGAAAGCUAGAGGAUAAAAAAGAUAAUCUGGAAGCGAAGAUAGAGCACCUUGCCACUGCCAAUCGUGACGUGAACGAUGUACACCGGCAACAGAUGGAGGAUCUGCAAAUACGGCUAGCAAACAGCCGUGACAACGAGCGGCAGUUAAGGGAGCAACUAGGCAAACAGCGGAAAGCGAACGAGCAGCUUGGU